This is a messenger RNA of Ctenopharyngodon idella (grass carp), 7462 nucleotides long. RefSeq names its product collagen alpha-1(XXIV) chain (gene col24a1). Gene Ontology annotation, molecular function: extracellular matrix structural constituent. The record is from RefSeq and is a predicted model, not a curated record. Bases 415 to 5343 code for a protein of 1642 amino acids. Lineage: Eukaryota; Metazoa; Chordata; Actinopteri; Cypriniformes; Xenocyprididae. The transcript is spliced from 58 exons.
CAAUAAUGAGUGAAAUACAACACCGAGCAGAGCUGGAGAUGCGCCGAACCGAGCAAGUCCAGACACAUGCGGAGCGCAGAGCCCGGAGCGACUCUCUUCUCUCUCUCUCUCUCUCUCCCUCCCCCUCUCUCUCAGUCCGGUUUAAUACGGAUCUUCUGAUCUGCUCUCUCAAUAAACUCACUGUAUUGCAUCGUCACGCUGGGUUCUCAGCAGCGCGCUUGAUGUCUGAGCUCUGAUCCGCACUGAAGUGAAGUUCUCCGUGCGCGCGUGCUCGCGGAGACGCGACUGACUCUGGACGGACUGUGAUGUGGAAGCUGCUGAUCAGGCUGGAUCUGGUCUCAUGAGCCGGUGGUGUCUUCUGCUGUGGAAUUCUGUUUUCGCUUUGAAAACUGCUGCUUGGACAAAUGCAUACAAAUGCAUUUAGGAGCUCAACGGACAAGGAGUGGACAAGUUUCUCCCGCAACGACAACGAGAUUCCUCGUCCUCCUCCUGUCAACAUGUGCGGCGGUGCUGUCUGCAGAAGAGCGCUUAAUCGCUCAAGGUGUAGAUCUUAUUCAUCAGCUGGGCCUUUCCGGUCACAGAGAUGUACACUCUUCUGGGACAGCUUACCUCACCUCCCUUGCUACAUCCCUCUCCAUCCUGCCCCCUGGUGUUGGGGUUAUCCUCGGACGGGAUGCCCUCAUUGAGGCCCCAUCAUUGGGCCUGCUCCCCGCAGGCGUGGAGGAGGAGUUUUCCAUCGUAGUUAGUUUAAGCUCCUGGCGAGCGAACAAUGCCUUUCUUUUUAGUAUGCGUGACGGCAGGGACCGACUGCAGUUCGGCUUGCAGCUCCUGCCUGGCAGAGUAGUGGUUUACACAGGCGAGAAAGCGUCUGUCUACUUCAAGUACGAUGUGCAAGAUGGACAGUGGCAUUCCUUCUCUGUGGGGGUUCGGCCACGCUCCGUAUCACUCUAUGCACGCUGUGGAGCCGUGCAGUAUGGUGAGGAAACGCUGACACGUCCACAGACGUUGGGCUCCGAAGGCCGCCUCUCUGUGGGUAGGAUGGACUCCAGGGCAGUGCAGUUUGAAGGAGCGUUGUGCCAGCUGGAUAUCUACCCCUCAGCCCAAGCUGCGGCGAACUACUGCGACUAUGUUAAAAAACAGUGCAGACUGUCCGACACCUUCCGAUCUCUGUCAGGGAGCACAGAGUCCCAAUUCCCAUCAGUGUCACCUUCCCCAAAGUUCCACCGCAGCUCUUCUGAAUCACACACUCUGGGAUUUAUCCCAACUCUUGCUGAUCACUCCACUACGACCACCAACUCUUAUCCCACAGCACUUUAUGACCAGCUUUCAACCACAAGCGCUCCGAUAUUUCACUCCAGCACACCUAGGCUAAUGAAAACAUCUCCAAGACCCAUCAAUAAGGUGCAAUCCCUGGCCUUGACUCCGGAGACUACAACCAGCAACCCAGACAAGAACCUUGACGGUGAAAAACACACAGAGAAUAAGCCACUCCUUAAGAAGCCAAGAGCAACUCGGGCCACCCCGGACUUGAUCACCAUCGUCAAGCAGAGCCGUUUGAAAGAGGCCUUGAGGAAUGAUGAUAGAUCCCACCAAUCCAACAAGGAGCUUCUGCAGACCAAGAUUAAAGUCAAUGGCACCGUCCUGUACCGUGAAGAGAGCAGCUAUAACCUAGUGGACCAAUCCGAGGAACAGGUCCAGGAGGGGAUGCCCGACACAGGAUACACGGAGGGUUAUGGAUACGACUAUGGUUUCGAAGAAGAUGAAGAUUUCUUUGACUAUGAUGUUGGUCCUAAAGGAGAACCGGGUCCUCCAGGCCCCGCCGGCCCCCCGGGUCUCCCCGGACCUCCUGGAAAGAGAGGACCGCGGGGUCCGUCUGGUCCUCACGGGAGCCCCGGGCCGCCUGGUUUACCUGGUCCGAAGGGAGCAAAAGGAGAUCCUGGACUGUCCCCGGGACAGGCGUCUGCGGGUGAACAGGGUGAAAGAGGACGGCCAGGUCCACAGGGUCCUCAAGGUGAACCAGGUCUGAAGGGUCCCAAAGGCUAUCCAGGACCGGCAGGUCUGCCCGGAGAACAGGGUUUGCCAGGAUUGCCAGGCGUAUCUGGGGCAGCAGGUUACCCUGGCAGGCAGGGUUUGGGAGGACCAGAGGGAAACCAAGGACCUAAAGGUGUCAAUGGCUUCAUCGGACCUCCAGGAGUUGCAGGACCGCCAGGACUGGAGGGGGAGAGAGGAAUUCCGGGUCCGGUGGGAAACAAGGGUCCCAAAGGAAGACAGGGUGUUGUUGGCGACGCGGGUGAGAGAGGACCGCCUGGACCCGACGGAAACCAGGGGCCUGUCGGAGGAACCGGCAGCAGUGGAUUCCCAGGCCUGAGAGGCGAUCCUGGGCCCGAGGGACCCCGCGGGUUUCCUGGCAUUGUGGGACCUCAGGGCCUCGGCGGAGGGGUGGGGCCGCCUGGAAUGAAAGGUGAUAAGGGUGAGCCUGGAUUGAGGGGUGAACCAGGAGAAAAUGGUUAUCAGGGCGACAAGGGAACGGCUGGUAAUCCCGGCCCAACAGGACCACGUGGAAAACCAGGACCGAUUGGGAAAACAGGUGAACCGGGACCUCAAGGGCCUCCGGGGCCACCAGGACCUGAGGGUUUCCCAGGAGACAUUGGUGCACCAGGACCGAACGGCCCCCCGGGACCAAAGGGUGUUCAAGGAGCCCGGGGCCCCCAGGGACCACCAGGGCCAAAAGGAACAGAGGGAGACGAAGGCCCUCCGGGUCCACCAGGAAAGCCUGGUCCCAAUGGCAGAAUUGGUCGGAAAGGUUUCAUCGGUGAACCAGGACCUGAAGGCCUGAAGGGAGAAACUGGUGACCUGGGGAAUGCUGGGAAAAAUGGCCCUCCUGGUCCAGUGGGAAUGAUCGGAAUAACCGGAGUGGUCGGACAACCUGGAGAAAAGGGUGAUCGAGGUCCUCCGGGUCCUUUGGGUCCUCCAGGAGAGAAAGGUUCAACAGGUUAUCCGGGUCUUCCAGGAGGUCCUGGAGAUUUUGGCCCACAAGGUCCACCAGGUCCACAAGGGCCGAGAGGAGCAGCAGGCGUUCCCGGGCCCAAAGGACGGAGGGGCCUGAGAGGACCUGACGGCCCUCCAGGAGAACCGGGCCAUGAGGGCGUAAAGGGUGAAAAGGGAUCUGCGGGGAGGAAUGGAGCUCCGGGAUUCAUCGGUAAAGCUGGAGGUCCAGGGAAGAGAGGAGCAGCAGGAGCUCCUGGUAAAGCAGGUCCACCCGGCAGCACAGGUGAAAAAGGUCCUCCAGGUGAACCUGGGUCCAGAGGCCCUCCGGGGGACGCGGGACCAGAUGGAGAGCAAGGUCACGAGGGACCUCCAGGACCUGAAGGAGAGCAGGGGCCUGUGGGUGAACCUGGACUCAAGGGUGAAUUGGGGCCUGUCGGAGACGAGGGUGAACUGGGCCAACUGGGCAUCAGAGGUCCUCCAGGGCCACCCGGAGAGGACGGACAUCAAGGGAAGGACGGACCUAAGGGCGAGCCAGGUGACCGUGGACCAAUAGGAGAAGCCGGGGAAAGGGGCGAGAUCGGUGACUCCGGCCCACCAGGACUUCCUGGAGAUGCUGGGGCAAAAGGCUUCCCGGGGCCCGAGGGCAAACAGGGUCUGCCAGGCAACCGCGGACGUCCAGGAAAGAAGGGUGAGAAAGGGCCGCCUGGUCACCUGGGAGAAAUGGGCUCGCCAGGCGAAAUCGGACAGACUGGGGAGAGAGGACUCAAAGGUGCUCGUGGAACCAGAGGACCCGCAGGUCGACCUGGAGUUAUGGGUCCUCAGGGAGAGCCGGGACUGCAAGGUUAUGAAGGUCACACUGGCAAGCAAGGUCCAGCAGGCCCCCCGGGACCAAAGGGAGAGAAGGGUUACCCAGGAGAAGACAGUAAAAUGGCAGGACCGCCCGGGCCCUUAGGUGAACCAGGCACUCCAGGAGAGAAAGGUGAACGUGGGGAACCAGGAGAUGAUGGAUAUCAGGGUCACGCAGGGGUCGGCCGGCGCUCGGGGAGCCCUCGGUCAGCAGGGAUCUCCUGGUCCAGUGGGUUUGCCGGGGCCCAGAGGGAUGACGGGUAUCCGGGAUCCGACGGGCUUCCUGGUCUUCCUGGUUUACCAGGUCUCCCUGGAUCGAAAGGCCGAACAGGUCACCGUGGUGAUACCGGUCUAGAGGGCAGGGCGGGACUUCCUGGCCCGCGGGGUGAGCUCGGACUUCCAGGUGUGGUCGGAGAGAGAGGGCCAGUGGGGUUAAAGGGCGAGACGGGUUUACCGGGCGACAGAGGACCUGCAGGUGUGAAAGGCAUAGAGGGGGUAACGGGAGACCAGGGCAUGAAAGGAGAGCAAGGUGCCAAAGGACAACCAGGUGAGGUGGGAGAUGUCGGCAUGCUGGGACUCCAAGGUUUUCCGGGUCCCAAGGGUCCGAACGGAGACUUGGGAUUCUCCGGUAUCCCUGGACUCAAAGGGCCGACCGGUGUUCUGGGUUUCUCCGGUCCUGUAGGUCCGGUGGGAAUGAUCGGUCCGGUGGGAAAGCCUGGUGCCAGAGGGCCCAAAGGAAGCCGUGGAGAGAUGGGGCCUCAGGGGCCACAGGGCAGUCCAGGGCCACAGGGACCUCCAGGUUCGCCCGGCCCAUCGAGACGCAUCGGUAUGGACGCUCAAGCCCUGAUGGAGUCCAGAGAACAUCUGCAGCUGGAGAGUUACCAGAACACAGACACGUCUCUGUCCGAGCAGAAUGCUGAGAUCUUGCGAACGCUGCAGUAUCUGAGUGGCGUCAUCCACACCAUGAAAACACCUCUGGGCACACGAGAAAACCCUGCCCGCUUCUGCAGAGAUCUGCUGGACUGUCAGCGCGAGAUGAGCGACGGACUGUUCUGGAUCGAUCCGAAUCUGGGAUGCACGUCUGACGCCAUCCAGGUGUUCUGUAACUUCACCGCAGGUGGACAGACCUGCUUGAACCCCAUCACCACUGAAAAGGCCGCGUUUGAUGUUGGGAAAGUCCAGAUGAAGUUCUUACACUUGCUGAGCGUCACAGUCACUCAGACCGUUUCCCUCCACUGCUUCAAUGACCCGGCGACGACUGCCACGGAGACGCCACGGGCCUUGCGUUUCCGGGGUUGGAACGGUCAAGUGUUCGAGGAAGACUCACCUUUGAGUCCUCAAGUGGUUCUGGACAACUGUGAGAUCCGUGACGGCAGCUGGCAUCAGUCUCGAUUCCGGUUUCAAACGCAGGAUACUCAGCAGCUUCCCAUCGUGGACAUUCAAGGUCUCCAUCCCUCACGUCCAGGAGACCAGCGGCACUUGGAAGUGGGUCCUGUUUGCUUCCUGUGAAAUCACUGAAGGACUUCGUCUCCGAAUAGAUCCAUCGGUGAACUGAACGACUGCAGCGAAGAACAAACGCUUCUCGAGCCCGAGACAUCGGUUCAUCCACGUUCAUCGAGAGACUGCUGUUGUGUUUUGUCUGUUGUGGUUCAGUCUCGGGUGUAGUUUGCAGGCAAACAAUCCUUGUGGAUUGUGCGUUCGAUCUCGAAUCAUUGCUAGUUAAAGUGUCAAACAAGGUUGUUCUUGUUAAGAAACUAUGAAAAGGCCGACCUGGACUCUUUAGACGGUGCUCUACCUCCUUCACGUACAUGUGCUCGUGUUCAGGUGCAUCAAGCCCGAAACAAACUCUAUGCAAGUACUCGAAUGCAAACUUGAUUUUGUGCAUCAUCGUCUGGAUUCAAAUUAGACCAGUCUAUGGAUUUAUAUAACUUACUUUAAAAAAUGAUGACUGGUCUUAAAGAAAAAAAUUUAAAAAACUAACUGUUAAGACUCAUCUAAGCAAUUUAUGCAACAGUUUGAAGACAAUCUUGCUGAGCAAGUUACUUAACAUUAAAGAACACUAGUUAUGUUUCCAUCCACAUAUUCUCAUGCAAAUUUUUAUUUAUGUGUUUCCAUCGUAGGUUAUGCACGUCUUCUUAUCGGAUAAAAAAUUUGUCUGCCUCAAUUGAGCGUAUACAUUUUUUAUGAAUUUCUGCGCAUCUUGGCCUUUCCAUCCAAAGUUUUUUUAUGCGACAUCCCAAAAUGUGCAGGAAAAUAGGUGGAUGUAAAGAUAGCUAGACAGUGACAUUUGAAGGAAUCACUUUGAGUGCCCAUGUACAUCGAUCAGUCAUUCGCAUCUGUGUAUUUGCAUACAUUAUGUUUCUGGUCAUAGGGUGUUUGUUUGUGCUGGCUUCUUCUGUUGUACUUUUGCGUUUGGUCAUUUCGAUCAGAACAAACCUAAUUUAUAUGAACAGUGUGUUGAUAAGUUAUGUUAUACAUCAGCUUAAUAUACUUUAUACGUUAAAGAGAACGUCGCUCAUGACCCUUAAAGAGACGCCGCGAGUAUCAGCCUGAUGAAAACAAUAACGAGGAUACUUGAUGGAAUUUUUUGUCGGAGAAUGGUUAUUUGAAACCAUUUUAAAUGUUCCCAGGUGCUAAAAAUGUGAAUUUACAUGCUUUACAAAAACAAAAUCUUAUAUUCGUGACAUCUCUAAUGUCCUAACCAGACGCGAUGCAAUAAAAUUCCAGUAACGUGACUAAGAGACACCACAGAAUAAAUAAAAAAUCACAGCCAAUCAGAAGAGCGUGUGGGCGGAGUCUCUCUGCAAGCGCACUGCGCUCGCAACCAAAUCGAUCCAAAAUCACAGCCAAUCAGAAGAGCGUGUGGGCGGAGUCUCUCUGCAAGCGCACUGCGCUCGCAACCAAAUCGAUCCAAAAUCACAGCCAAUCAGAAGAGCGUGUGGGCGGAGUCUCUCUGCAAGCGCACUGCGCUCGCAACCAAAUCGAUCCAAAAUCACAGCCAAUCAGAAGAGCGUGUGGGCGGAGUCUCUCUGCAAGCGCACUGCACUCACAACCAAAUGGAAAGUAUAUAAUCAAAUUCUAAAAUAUUAUACCAUUUUAACAUUAUUAAAAAUAUACUGAGUGGCUGAAAAGACACGCCUUUUAUCGCGUGUUGUUGCAUCGCAUCAGGUUAGGAUAUGGCGUCAGGGUCAGCGACUUCUCCGUGGUGCUGCAGUAUUCAGCGUUAGCAAUGAGUUAGUCAUUUUUUAUUUUUUAUUUUCCUCUUAUGUAUAUUUGGACAUUAUAUGUUUGUUUAUUUAUGUUAUCUUUUUAUUUCUCCAAAAAAUACUGUACUCCAAUAAAUUAUGAUAUCUCUCAGAGAUCUAUCUGGUCACCUGCCAUUUAGUUCGAAAUCUUAUUUAUGUCAAAUUUGUAUUUGUAUAUAAACACAAAUAAGGAGUAUAUGUGUUCUGGCAGCUGCGAUUGGCCAGAUUCAGAUCACGUGAUCACACACAGGAAGUGUAACACCUGUUAACUUAUGAUUACAGUAUCAAAACUGUCACUAAAUGUGCCUACAGAAACAAAACAAAGACGAAAAUGUAAAUAUUUAAUAUUUUGACAUUAAAUAAAAUGUAUGAUUUAAUCACAA